Schistosoma haematobium is the source of this 1460-nucleotide messenger RNA. RefSeq lists its product as uncharacterized. Bases 1 to 1095 code for a protein of 364 amino acids. Lineage: Eukaryota; Metazoa; Platyhelminthes; Trematoda; Strigeidida; Schistosomatidae. The record is from RefSeq and is a predicted model, not a curated record. The transcript is spliced from 11 exons.
AUGAAUAAGUUAGUAUUUUUAUGUUUACUAUCGUUCGGACCAUUAAUGAGUUAUUCGGCCGAGCCUUCUCGUCUGUCUGUUUUCUGGAUUGUUUUAGUUUUGUCCACUAAGCCUCCUCACAAAAAUGAAUCUUUGAUGAACAAAACAGUAUGGGAGUCUAAGAUUUCUGAAGCACUUAAAAGUACCAAAAUAUCGUAUUCGGAAUACUUCAGUCUGGUUGAAGCUGAGAACAGGUCUGUCGUGGUUGAUUACAUAGAGAGAGACGAAUCUCGAUCAUAUUUGAAGAUAUUUUUCUACGUACAGCAGAAUAACCUCUUCCAACCUUCUCCUUCUAUUGUUUACCAGCUCAAUCAAAUGCCGGUGGACUGGUUUGCAGUUUACUUGGGAAUGCCAGUCAUAGAAAGACCUAAAGUUUACGAUAUAGGCGCUUAUGAAAAGGAAGAUGAUUUUAUAUGGAUCAUUGGAAUAAUUGCUAUUUGUUUUCUUGGAAUAUUGCUGAUUUGUUGGUGCUUUAUAUUUCUAUACACAUUUGUUCUACAAGCCACUGCUAUGGUUAAAUGGUUACCGAGACCAAUGAUUAGCAAUUCUAAACAAAUAUUUUACAAAGCAGAGAAAUCACAGAGAGAAUUUGAAGAAAGGAAAGAUUCACAAAUACAAACCGAUGAUUUAGAAUGUUCGCAGUCAAAAAUAAGCAAAACUGAAAACUCAAUAUGUGAUAGAACAGUGUUGGAUUCCAAUUUCUCGGCUCGACUUUCAACGGUUUCAGAAAUAAGUUUAGAAGAAUCAGUUAACCCCACUGUAAGUGAAUUAAAUGAAUCUGUUGUACCGUUGUCUGAAACACAAGUUCUAUUAUCGGAUGAAGAAGAUGGUAUUAUAAAUCAACAGUUGAAUGUAAUCAAAGUUAAUACGAAGGAUUCAAAGAAUGAAGUGAUUGAAGAAAAUGAAGGUGAUUUGCUACAGGCAUCCGAAAUGGAUAAAACGCUUACUUUUGGAUCGUUCGAUAAUGUAAUACCUUUUGUGAUGUCUGUUCCACCACGUCCAGAAGCGAUAAAAUUAGCAAAUUUAUUAAACUCUCAAAAAAUAACAAAAACAUAAUUUUGAUCAAUGUUAUCUUUAUAUUAUUCAACCAGUCAUUGAAAUGGAUACAACUGUUGUCAUGAUACCAAUAUAUAAAGUCUUAUUUAUGGUUUAAAAGAAAACAAACAUAUUCAUGUUAUUUCACAAUUUUUGCUAUAGAAAAACAAAUUGUGUUUUUAUUAAUAAAACAUUAAAUGUUUAUUGUAUUUUACACCUUAAGAUAAAUCAGAUUUGAUUCAUAGUUGAAGAAGUGAGUUUUUAUUUCUAUUCUCUCAAGAAAGAGAGAGUGAUUGAUUGAUUGAUUGAUUGAUUGAGUGAGUGAGUGAGUGAGUGAGUGAGUGAGUGAGUGAGUGAGUGAGUGAGUGAGUGAGUGAGUGAGUGAG